This is a messenger RNA of Durio zibethinus, 1996 nucleotides long. RefSeq lists its product as uncharacterized. Lineage: Eukaryota; Viridiplantae; Streptophyta; Magnoliopsida; Malvales; Malvaceae. The record is from RefSeq and is a predicted model, not a curated record.
AGGAGAUGCCUUCGGCAGACGCAGGCGUUUCUCUCUAUAUAAAAUGUUAAGCUUUUUUUUUUGACAAAAACAAAAUAAAAAAUUUCCUUUAUUUAUUAUUUUUAUUACUGUGAAACUCUCCCACCAAAAGAAAAGAAAAAAAAAAAUGCUAGUUUUUGCUUGCCGUUGUUAAUGAGAUUGAUGUUGCUUCUCCUGUUUGUUCAACUUUCUUUUCUCUCUAAAAAAAACUCCGCUCUCUCUUUCUUUCUUUCUUUUGUUUUUGCCCUUUUUGAAGAUGGUGAUAUAAUAGAGAGGUGAAUUUGAUCUGCUAAGCAACAGAAGGAGAGAGAUGGGGUCUUGUGUGUCAAGACCUGAAGGCUGUGUUGGCCCAAAGUUCAGGUCUUCAAAGAAGAAGGACCAUAAGGGAAGGAAAAGCUUCAAGAAAAGAGUGUCUUCUCGGCUAUCCCAGGCAUCCUCUGAUAAGGUUGAUAAGUCGUCUGCUCCACCUGAUCAUCACUCUUCCUUCACCAACCCAACUUUUCAAGGAAUCGAGGAGUUGUGGUUUGAUCCAGUUGCAGUAUUUGACUCUGACUGUGAUGAGGAGUUUGAAAGCGUUCAGGAGGAUGUGUUGUCUUUAAAUGGUCUUGAAGGUGUAUCUGUAUCCAGUAUUUCAUCUCAAAGAGAUGCUAAUUGUGGAGAACAUUCUGCUUUAGUUGAUCAGAUGCAGAAACCAGGGGAUUUAUCAACUGGUAAUUCUGCAUGCAACUCUGGUAGUGAGGCCAUCAGAAAUUCAAUUAGUCAGGUCUUGUAUUCAGAAGAUGUUAAUUCCCAAUCAAGAUCUGAUGGGCCUUCAAAUCAAGCAAAGCAACCUGUAUUCCUUGAUGAUAUUGCCUCAUCUGUAGAUGAAGGUUUUGGAAGGGAGGAUGGAUUGUUGGAUAACUGUGGCAUUCUUCCAAGCAAUUGUUUACCUUGUCUUGCAUCUACUGUUCCAUCAGUUGAAAAGAGAAGAUCACUCAGCUCUAGCCCACCAUGUGCAAGGAAAAAGACUGCGUUAAAACUUUCAUUUAAAUGGAGAGAAGAGCAUACCAAUGCCACCCUAUUUUCUUCGAAGAUGCUUCUUCACCGACCAAAAGCUGGCUCUCAAGUACCUUUUUGCCCUAUAGAAAAGAAAAUGUUUGAUUGUUGGUCUCAUAUUGAGCCUGGUACUUUCAAGGUUCGAGGAGAAAAUUAUUUUAGGGAUAAGAAGAAGGAUUUUGCACCUAACCAUGCUGCAUAUUAUCCUUUUGGUGUUGAUGUAUUCUUAUCUCCACGAAAAAUAGAUCACGUAGCUAGAUUUGUUGAACUCCCCGUUAUUAGCCAUUCUGGGAAACUACCAUCUAUCCUUGUUGUAAAUGUUCAGAUUCCCUUGUAUCCUGCAGCACUUUUUCAGAGUGAAACUAAUGGGGAAGGGAUGAGUUUUGCACUGUACUUUAAGCUUUCUGAUAGUUACUUGAAGGAGCUUCCGCCUUACUUUCAAGAAAACAUCAGGAGGUUAAUUGACGAUGAAGUUGAAAAGGUUAAAGGAUUCCCUAUAGAUACAAUUGUCCCAUUUCGAGAAAGGUUGAAAAUAUUAGGCCGAGUAGCAAAUGUGGAAGAUCUUCAUAUGGGUGCAGCAGAGAGGAAGCUUAUGCAGGCGUAUAAUGAAAAGCCUUUUCUUUCACGUCCACAGCAUGAGUUCUACUUGGGAAAGAAUUAUUUUGAGAUUGAUAUAGAUAUGCACAGAUUCAGUUACAUCUCUAGGAAAGGUUUUGAUGCAUUCCUGGAUAGGCUAAAGCUAUGCAUCUUAGAUGUUGGCCUCACCAUUCAGGGGAAUAAACCUGAAGAAUUGCCGGAACAGAUCUUAUGUUGUUUAUGCUUAAGCGGCAUUAACUAUAUGAAUUACCACCAACUAGGCUCGUGUCAAGAGUCCACUGAUUGAAGUGCUGAAAUGUUGUAAUGCUUAUAGCUAUGAUUUAAUAAAAGGCUAAUUUCUGAGAAA